Acanthochromis polyacanthus (spiny chromis) is the source of this 646-nucleotide messenger RNA. RefSeq names its product nicotinamide riboside kinase 2-like. The transcript has a single exon. The coding region runs from base 90 to 635 and encodes 181 amino acids. NCBI's taxonomy places the organism in Eukaryota, Metazoa, Chordata, Actinopteri, Pomacentridae. The record is from RefSeq and is a predicted model, not a curated record. Gene Ontology annotation, cellular component: cytoplasm.
CUGGGUGGAAGAACCGUCCGAGUGGCAGCUCCCUUUCUGCUCUUACCUUACUCACUAAACUCAAGUGUCAUGGAGGACUCCAGUAGUUGAUGUUUCCUGCUGCAACCUUCUCUUUUUCAGCUUUCUUCCACGUCCGAUCACUCCCGACCCGGUUUUUGUUGACGUUUUUGACCCUUUUUCCAAGCUUUGACCAAUCCAAGAACAUGAAGUACAUCAUCGGCAUUGGCAGCGUGACCGAUGGAGGGAAAACCACCCUCACCAACUGCCUGAUCAAGAACCUGCCCAACUGCUGCGUGGUCCAUCAGGAUGACUUCUUCAAGCCCCAAGAUCAGAUUGAAGUUGGUGAAGAUGGCUUUAAGCAGUACGAUGUCAUCACUGCUCUGGACAUGGACGCCAUGAUGAGUACGAUCUUCGCGUGGCUGGUGAAGUUUGACAAGUCUCAUGGCGUUAAUAACACCCUGAACACAGAGAUCGUCCUGAAGUCUGACCACAAGGAGGAGGAGGAGACUCACAUCCUCAUUGUGGAAGGCUUCCUGCUUUACACCUACAGGCUUUUGAUCGACGUGCUAAACCAACGUUACUUUAUUUCCAUCCCAUAUGAAGAAUGCAAAAAGAGGAGGUGCUCUAGGAAGUAGACGGUGCCAGA